AUGCCUACCGACCGCGUGCUAUCGCCAGCACGGCGUAGCAGCGAAAUUGGAGACGAGCAAGAAGAAGCCUUACUCACCGGGCAGCAUGUUGACCGUAAGGGGCAAACCGGUCGAGGCCGAGGCUUUUUCACAAGAUGGAAGAACCCCAUUAUAGUUACUUGGGCCGCGAUCGCAACCAUCAUUAUCCUGGUUUUCGGUGUUUUAUACGUUCGUAGUCAUCCAAAUGAUGACAAGCCUACGCCGGGUGCUCCAAACACCCCGAACACUCCUAAUACUCCUAAGAAUCCAAAUACCCCAAAUACUCCAAACGAUCCAAAGGCACCGAAGAACAAAAAAAAGAGGAAUCUCAUCUUUAUGGUUUCUGAUGGCAUGGGUCCUGCUUCCCUUUCGUUGACUAGAAGCUUCCGCCAGUUCACUGAGAACCUUGCAAUCGACGACGUCCUUACUCUCGACAAACACUUUAUCGGAUCCUCUAGAACUAGAUCAUCCAACUCGCUUGUAACUGACUCCGCUGCCGGUGCCACUGCUUUCUCUUGCGGAUUGAAGAGCUACAAUGGUGCUAUUUCGAUCCUCCCAGACGGUAACCCCUGUGGUACUGUUUUGGAAGCUGCUAAGGCUGCCGGUUAUAUGACUGGUCUUGUGGUUACUACCUCGAUUACUGAUGCUACUCCCGCUUGUUUCAAUUCUCACGUCAAUAUGAGAUGGGAACAGGACCGUAUCGCUGAACAGCAAAUUGGAGACCACCCACUCGGUCGUGUUACCGAUCUUAUGUUCGGCGGCGGUCUUUGCCACUUUAUGCCAAACACUAGCAUCGGAUCUUGCCGUGGUGAUGACCGUGAUCUUAUCAAGGAAGCUAGGAAGUCUGGUUGGCAGUUUGCUUACACCAUCGACGGUUUUAAGUACCUCAGGAUGGGAAAAUUCGUCAAAUUCCCUAUCAUGGGGCUUUGGGCACCUGCAGAUAUUCCAUAUGACAUUGAUCGAAAGGAUACCGAGUAUCCAAGUUUGGCUGCCAUGGCUGAGACUGCUAUUACUGCUCUUGCACUCGAGACUAGGAACAGCGAUAAGGGUUUUUUUUUGAUGAUUGAAGGUAGCAGAAUUGACCAUGCUGGUCAUGGUAACGAUCCUGCUGCUCAGGUUAGGGAAGUCCGUGCCUACGACAAGGCUUUCGAAGUCGUUCGCAGAAAAAUCGACGAAAUGGAAACCGAGACUAUUGUUAUCAGCACCAGCGACCACGAAACCGGUGGCCUCUCUACUGCUCGACAGCUCCAUGAGACUUACCCAGAUUAUCUCUGGUACCCAAGUGUUCUUGCCAAUGCUUCCCACUCUUCUGAAUACAUGGCUAAGCUUCUCGCCGACUUCCCCGAACGCGGCAAGAUGAAGGUUACCAAGUAUAUCAACGAUGAGCUCCUACCUCUCCAGAAGAUCACUGAUGCAGAUGAUGAGGAAGUUGCCAAACUUGUCAAGGCUAAGAUAGACGGCUUGUCCUCUGCCUACGUUUGGGCCGAUAUGAUCUCCCGAAGGGCUCAAAUCGGAUGGUCUACCCAUGGUCACAGCGCUGUCGAUGUCAACAUUUAUGCCUACCCACCUGAGGCUGCGAAGAAGCUCUGGGGAAACCACGAGAACACUGAAAUUGGAGAGUUCUUGAGGAAUUACUUGGACGUUGACGUUGAUGCUAUCACCAAGAAGUUGAGAGAGGGAGGUACCCAUGCUAAAUGGAUGGGUAAGGAACUUGAUGAAAUCUUGGAAGAGAAAGAGAAGUCUAUGGGUGUCGGUGGAAAGACCGGUGAGGUUACUGUUAAUGGGUUGGAUUCUUACCAUGGAGUUCACAAGAGGGCAUGUAUGCAUUGA
Molecule: messenger RNA, 1848 nt
Organism: Orbilia oligospora ATCC 24927
Lineage: Eukaryota; Fungi; Ascomycota; Orbiliomycetes; Orbiliales; Orbiliaceae
Exons: 5
Coding region: 1-1848 (615 amino acids)
Biological process (GO): dephosphorylation
Cellular component (GO): fungal-type vacuole membrane
Molecular function (GO): alkaline phosphatase activity
Source: RefSeq, a predicted model, not a curated record